Messenger RNA from Protopolystoma xenopodis, 486 nucleotides. NCBI's taxonomy places the organism in Eukaryota, Metazoa, Platyhelminthes, Monogenea, Polystomatidea, Polystomatidae. The record is from the annotation of a GenBank genome assembly.
AUGCACAACUUCACCGCCGAGGUCUGGGGCGCCGAUUGGGGACAGGAUGUGAGAAAUGGAAUUCGCUUGCGGCCAAACGGUGACCGUAGCGUCAGUCAGUUUGUCCGCCAGUGGGACUGGCGAUGUGAAAAGGGACACGCAAAUUCGUCGCAGGCCGGCUCGUGCCUUCCCUUUCACCCGCCAAUCAUUUGGCUCUUGGGAAAAUUUGAUAUACCCCUUCGGCCGGAAUCCCUAUGGCCGGCUAGGCUUUGCGACCUCCCGUCCCGUCAAUCAGCCCCGUAUGGGCUACGAACGAGUGAGGCCGUCGGCCCACUCUCGGUUGGUAGGUUGGUCUCUGUCAGCCCGCAAUGCGUUCGGUCCAAUUACAAAUUUAUGCCGAGGCCUAAUUCUGGUGAUGGGCAAGAGGAAACUUUUCGCAUGCCUCAACCCUCGCGACGCGCACAAUUGGACAAGCACAAGGGCUCAGUGAGAGUUGACUGUGGCUGA